AUGCUAUCGAUACUCCCCCGACUGUCCCGAUCGGUCCGGUCCAUUUCGACAUCAUCGCAGCUCCGAACCUCACCGCCCCCAUUCCCGUACGAGCGCAUCCACACGCCUGUGAUGCUCAACGAAGUCAUCCAGCACCUGAGCCCGCAGGACGGCAAGACGUAUCUGGACGGCACAGUUCGGCGAAGUGUAACGGCGCUUGAUCAGGACCCGACGGCGAUUGACAAGGCAGAGAGGCUGGCCGCCUUUUUGGCGAUCUCGGUAAUCUGCAAAGCCAAGUUUGACGGCAUCGUUCUUGACAUUGGCGUGAGCUCGAGCCAGAUCGCGUCCGAGGACCGCGGGUUCUCGUUCCAGCUCGCCGACUCGCCCCUCGACAUGCGCAUGUCGUACUCGCAGGAACACGGCGCUCUGACCCGACUCCUGCCGGCACAUGCGAUAGUGAACCAGUUUUCCGCCCCUAUCACCACUACCGGCGAGCUCGUCGAGGCGGUGCUGGCAGCCGUGCCCAAGAGCUACAAGUGGCAGAUCCACCCGGCCACGCGCGUAUUCCAGAGCCUGCGAAUUGAGGUCAACGACGAGCUAGGGCAGCUGGACAGGGCGCUGGACGCAGCAGUGGAGGCGCUGAACCCUGGGGGCAGGCUGGUGGUGGUGUCGUUCCAUUCGCUGGAGGAUGCUGUGGUGAAGAAGCGGUUCAGGGCGUGGACCGAUUCGGAGGCGGUCUCUGAGAACCCGCGGGCACGGUCGGCCAAGCUUCGGGCCAUCGAGGUUUUGUGA
This is a messenger RNA of Linderina pennispora, 771 nucleotides long. Its product is annotated as bacterial methyltransferase. Gene Ontology annotation, cellular component: cytoplasm. Gene Ontology annotation, biological process: rRNA base methylation. Gene Ontology annotation, molecular function: rRNA (cytosine-N4-)-methyltransferase activity. The coding region runs from base 1 to 771 and encodes 256 amino acids. NCBI's taxonomy places the organism in Eukaryota, Fungi, Kickxellomycota, Kickxellomycetes, Kickxellales, Kickxellaceae. The transcript is spliced from 5 exons. The record is from RefSeq and is a predicted model, not a curated record.